This is a messenger RNA of Labrus bergylta (ballan wrasse), 2332 nucleotides long. Its product is annotated as torsin-1A-interacting protein 2. Gene Ontology annotation, biological process: membrane organization. Gene Ontology annotation, cellular component: membrane. Gene Ontology annotation, molecular function: ATPase activator activity. The record is from RefSeq and is a predicted model, not a curated record. NCBI's taxonomy places the organism in Eukaryota, Metazoa, Chordata, Actinopteri, Labriformes, Labridae.
UUCCGCCUGAAUGUUGGCGAGCUGUCAGUGCGGCGACUCACGUAACUAAAAAGAUAAGGAACUGUAAUGUUAGUAAUAAACAACGGCAAUGUGAUUAACCGUGCUUUAGAAUAAAACAUGACAGAGCAACCUGCCGACAACAACCCCCAGCAGACAGCAGAUGACAGGGAAGAAGAAACACAGUUAAUCAAUAUGGAUCAGGGCUCAGCAAGUGAUGGAUUCAACAGGAGGAGACUCUGAACCUAAAACAACCAGAUGAUUCAGCUUCGUCGUCUGCAUGCACGAACAGCGAGACGAGAAACAAGUCGAGUGAAGUCAUGGAGCAGGCUGACGUUAGUCAAAACUCUAAUCCAGCUGAGGAGAAGAUGGCACCUCUCACAGAAGGAUCCUUCUCUCUAGAUCAUGACAACAUGCUGACUAUGGAGGAGAGCAGCGUCUCAACACAGACUGAUGAUGAGAGUCAUGGCGAUUGCAACAGAGAGACACCAAAAAAUGAGCAGCCGGCCAUUAAAGCAGAGGACAUUUCCAUAAAACCCCACGCUGAGGAAAAGACAGCACAUGAAACAGCAGCUCCACAGGGAGACAAAAAGGAAGACCGAGUAGAUGGACCCAAAGUCAGAGAAAAUGAAGAAUCCCUGGACGUUAACAACACAAUCACUGAAGCAGAGGAAGAUAAUAGAAGCAGCCCUGAGAAGGGUUUAGCGCCUGUAGAAAAAGAAAAAGAAGAAGAAGAAGAAGAAGAAGACGAAAUAAAGGAUCCACAGGAGAACACAACCAACCAGAAUAUAGAAUUGCAGCCCAAAAUCUCAGUUAAAGAAGAUAUUGAUGAACAAAGAAAUGUCGAAAGCAUUGGUCCUUCUUCUCUGGAGACUACUGAACCUGUUCUUGGAGGAAACAGAAGAUACCUGAUAGUAGUGGGUGUGGUGGUUCUUGCCAUCAUGCUGCAAUAUCUCUUCCAUCCGGAGUCUCCACCUCAGAAAAAUGAUGAGCAGCAAAUAGAUAUCUUCCUCCGGCAGAUGGAAAAAGUAAAGUCUCAGUUUCCUAACCAGCGGGCUGAGCUCUGGAAAAGGAGCAGAAUCCACCUGCUGAGGCACCUCCAGACCGCCCAGCCCACAGAGCCGGUCAGCCUGAUCCUAACAGCAGGCCUCCGAGCUGAGCAGACGCUGCACUGUCUUGCUCAGGGCCUGGCCUCCGCCUUCUCUUCUGCCCUCAACGCCUCCGUCCUCCACAUUGAUGGAGCCAGCAAAGCCAGCCAGGACAGCGAUCAGGUCAAACUGGACAUCGACAGACACUUGCAGCGAGCGUUUGAAGGAGACAAACCUGUGGCUGUCAUUCACCGCUUCGAGGAGCUGCCUCCUGGCUCCACCCUUAUUUUCUACCGCUACUGUGACCACGAGAACGCCGCCUACAAGAAGACUUUUCUGAUCUUCACAGUGCUGCUUGGGGAGGAAGAGGAGAUCCCUGCAAAAAGUCGUUUGAGUGCUGUGGAGGAGAUGGUGGACGACCACCUUCAGAAGAAGUUCCUCUCCGAUAGCCUUCCUGUGUCUUACGACAGGAUGGACCUGGACAAGUACGGUGGCCUGUGGAGCCGUAUUUCUCACCUCAUCUUGCCUGUGUCAGCGGAGGACAGGAUAGAGCGUGAUGGCUGCUGAAGGACAUGAACCAUCACUCUUUGAUUAUGUUAACUUGAAGGCAAAGCACUAAACUUUUUUGUCCUUUUGUCAAAUUUCUCACUGUGACUUGAGUUAAUUCUAAGGCCAUUAAAGACCCAAAGGUUUCUAACAUGAAGUAAAGUCAAACUUACUGCAAACGAAGGAAUCAGGCAUAAAUAAAACUGGAUUAUUAGCAUUAUAUUAAGGGAUAUUUGUAUCCAUCUCUGUGGACAUUUAUUAUGGGGAAAAAGGACCUGGGUGUUUCUUCCCUUAAGUACAUAAUCAAAUGUAAAUUAAGACAAAUUGCGAAAUGAGCGAUUAUCUGGAAUUUUGGGGGGAUUUACCAGAAUGUGUGCACUUUUUAAAUGUAUUGCUGCAAUUUGUGUACAUUUUAAAACAUAUUUAAUGUAAAGCUUGAUUGUUCUCCUAUGGAUAAUGGUCAAAAAGAAAUAAAAGGAUUAUUAUUAUCUUGGUAUCACAGCACAGGUUUAUUAAUUUUUUUAUGACAUGUUCAUCUGCAAUGUUUAAGCAUUGAUGGCACCACGUGCCUUUUAAGAACUUCCCACCAUCCAUGUUUUGUACACACAUCCAUGUACCUUACUACAUACAGCAAGACGUUUAAUGUAAAUAUUUGAAUAGAUGUAAUGUGCCUUAAUUUUCAAAUAAAGUACUGGCAUCCA